Molecule: messenger RNA, 3455 nt
Organism: Bufo bufo (common toad)
Lineage: Eukaryota; Metazoa; Chordata; Amphibia; Anura; Bufonidae
Gene: TTI1
Product: TELO2 interacting protein 1
Exons: 8
Coding region: 118-3210 (1030 amino acids)
Biological process (GO): chromatin remodeling
Cellular component (GO): cytoplasm
Source: RefSeq, a predicted model, not a curated record
CGCAGGACUUAUGACGUCACUUCCGACACAUGAAACCGCCCUAUCUACUGCACCAUGGGUUAAGGCAUUUCCAUAGUUGCUUGAGACCAUCCGAAUGCACAAGACAGAAAGGAAGCCAUGGCCUCCAAGACUUAUCCACACAGUGCUUUUGAAGGCCUGCGUCCAUUUUGCAUUCAGCUGACAGUGGAGCAGACUGUGCAGAACGUAAAAAACUUGCGAACACAGAUUUCUUCUACAGAUGUCUCCGCUCUACAAGAUCUUCUAGACUAUGUUCUUUUCCCUCUACGUUUCACCCUUAAGACCUCCGGCCCAAAAAAGCCUGGACUGGUGCAGGCUGUUCUUGACUGUAUUACCCACAUUCUCUCCCUCACUCAUUUAAGAAGCCCCGUCUCCUUACAGGAGAUGUUUAGUGAGUUGUGUAGCUGUCUCCCUCCAGACCCACUUCAGCCGGUGCCCGAGGAGCUGAAAUUAGCGGUCGUGUUAGCAGUACAGUCUCUUCUCAGAUCUUCUGGCGCGGAUGUCCUCUGUGUGCUGUACAAACCACCCAUGCUUCCUGAGAUGGGAUUCAUCAUUACCCUGCUGCUAAGACUUGCAGAAUCAGAGAAGUCACGUGAGAUCCGACUGGAAGCCUUGAACUGUUUGGAGAGAUUGCUAAGUCCUGACCUCAAGCAGGACACCAGCCUGGGCGAUCUGUUUGCUUCGUUCCUUCCCGGAGUGUGUACAGUAUUAACAAGGAUUAUCUGUGGGGACCCCAAACAAGGAUACAGGAUAACAACCGGUGCAGUCAAGCUGUGGGCUGGGGCAGUCAGUACAGUAAUGUCUGAUGAAAGUCUUGCACAAGUGCCGGAAAAGAAGCUCAUAUACCCUGGAUUGUCUGGACGUGUGGCAGAACUUAUGGUGCAUAGAGAUAGGGCUUGGGUAAAACACUCUGCUAGCCGUUUAGUAAUACAUCUAGAAAAAAUCACAAAGCGUUGCAUGGCUGACCCUCACUGGAAGGUGCGACUGGCACUUGUGGACUUGGCCCAUCUUUUGCACACCCAAUGCUGGAAUUCAUUAGCUGAGGCAGCAGGGAACCUUCUACGAAUACUAGUGGGUCAUAUGAGUGAUAAUAGACCUGAGGUCAAGGCUAGGGCUCGUGAGGUUCUGCUGGAGGUUUCUAAAGAUGGGCCAGCUUCUAGAACUCUGGGAGAGGUGCUGUCAGAAAGCCUCCAUUCACUAGCUGUAACUCUUCCAAGACUGCUGAGUUCUCAGGAUGACCAAGGCAAGCUACACACAUUAGCACUUCUUCUAGGAUAUCUGCAGCUUCUUGGUCCCAGACUUUACUUCACCCUGCACUCUCCAGCUCACCUCCAACGCCUUUCAUCUGCUCUCCUGCAGACGCUACAGUUAGACUUAGGCUCAGUUAAGGUCAUGGAAGAAAGGCUUUCCUUCUUGGUUGGAACUCUCAACCAGCAAGACCUAGCCCAUACUGGAGUCCAGCAGAAGACCUUCAGUUUUUUUAGGGACCCACAAAUUCUUUCCUAUGUUCAGAGUGUCUGUAGGCUUUUGGGUUAUUAUGGAGAUUUCUAUUUAUUAACAGACCACUUCUUGACUCUGUAUCGAGCGCAGAAGUUGCCUGCGGUGAUUGUCCUGAAUCAGUUAGUACUAGGGGCUGCGGGGAUUGAUAUUGAAGCACUCAAUGGAGGUAGCCAAGCAAUGGAAUGCAGUGAACUCUUGGAUGCCAUACGCCCACUUUUGGAAGAGUACAUAGACCCUGCCAACUGGCAUCUUCUUACUUGUCGGGACAGUGAUGAAGUAGUAGAUCGGUUGGCAUUGCUUCGUGUUGGUGGACCAUCCAAACCAGCGAUUACUGACAUGACUGCUAAUGCUUGGAAGCUUUGUUUGCAAUUGGAAGGCAUAUCUUGCUUUGCCCAGGCCCUGGGCUCUAAAUUCCGCCCACUUCUUAUAUCUACUCUAUAUCCAGUGCUUGAAAAAGCUGGAGAUCCUUCCUUGAUGGUCAGUGAGGCAGCUAUGGUGGCCUUGAACAAUGUCAGCCGAGCAUGUGGCUACAAAGAUGUCAAUCAGUUGAUCGAACUCAAUGCAGAUUAUUUAGCAAGUGAAGUCUCUGUUGGUCUUCGACGCCUUCGCCAUGGGGGUGCUGCGCGGGUAUUACACGCUAUGUUGGAUAAUUGUGGGCCUAGCCUCCUGCCAUUGUUGAAUGAAUUGGUCCAGGAUCUACUUCCAGCAUUGGACCAGUCACAGAAUGACGGAGCCAAGAUCCUCUUUCCUGUGCUAAAUUCUCUCGUCACAAGAUUGGGUAAAUGGUUUCCUUUAGCGGGCAUUACUGCCCAGCCAGCACCCGGUGCAUCCAUUCCACACCAGAUGCAUGAUGGGAGCAUGGCACAGGAGAUUGCACAGUUCCUCCAGGACCAUAUAGAACAAUAUCGUGUAGCACAUGGAGAUGUGGAAGAAGAAGAGGCUGCAGAUGUGUUGACCCCUUCAGACGUCAUUAAUGAUGACCAGAAGCCGCCAUUGUCCACGCUUGUCCAGAUCUGCAAAGAAGUGGCUGAAAAAUGUACGCACUUCCUGUCACACAGUGACACACAGCUUCGUCUUCAGGCACUGGACACUUUGCAUCUGUCUUUAAUACCACUCCAUUCUCAAGAAGAUGUUCUUUUGCCACUUGCUCAUAAAAUCUGGCCAUGUCUAGUGAAAAGACUGUUACAGGAUGAGCCACUGGUUCUACUGCGAGCCUUCCAGAUGCUGGUGUCCCUUGCGGCAUCGUGCAGAGAUUUCAUCCGGCAGCGUGUGUGUAAAGACGCCCUCCCAGCCUUCCUGACGUCUCUCCGCUCUCAGGCUCUUGUUAGCUGCCAUGCUGGGCAUGUCUACAGCCACACUCUCGGCUUCAAGUUGCAGAAAGCUUUAUUGGAGGGUUUGGGGACGCUCUGUGUAGAUUUGGCUUUGGGUGACAGUGAUUUGUUGGAGGUGAUUGAUUCCUGUACGCUCUACCUUAGUGCAAGACAGCCCAAGCAGCUCCAGGAGGCUGCAAGCAGAACGUUACUUAGUCUUUCCCAGCUGGAUCCAGACAUUGUUUGGUUGCAUCUGUGUGAAUGGCAAAGCCCACCGGAAGUCCCGCACCCUUCUGUUGUCCCACUUUCUUGGACCUCCAAACCCCAUGAUGAAUAUACACAGAACGUCUGCAAACUACUACAACAGCUGCAUGGACUUUAGUCGGCAGCCGCAAAGAUGACGCUGUUGGCAUUAGCAUCCCCUCCAUGUCCCAAUGGGCACUUACUUGAAUGCAUUCACCAGCCACCUCUCUUUUCAACGGCAGGCCUGGAUUCUUCAAGCUUUAACCCCUUCUGUGCCUAAUUGUUAAGAUGCAUAAGUUUCUCCUAAUGCAUAAGUAGUCUUCUCCCCAUGGGAUAAUUCUCUCCAGUUGUGACUAGCUGCAUUCAAUAAACGAGUUGUAAUAU